Cetraspora pellucida is the source of this 2169-nucleotide messenger RNA. The record is from the annotation of a GenBank genome assembly. Lineage: Eukaryota; Fungi; Glomeromycota; Glomeromycetes; Diversisporales; Gigasporaceae.
AUGGGCACACCUCAGAAAAAUAUCACUGAAAUUACUACUAAAAUUUCUGCAAUUAAAGAAAUUUAUAAAAACAUUCAAUAUAAUAAAAGAAUAUGCAUUUCAUUAAUGGAGCGCAUUGAAUUUGUGGAUUUCGCUAUUGCUGGAAAUUUACAAAAAAAUAUGAUAAAUAAUUUCACAUCUCUCGUUCAAGUUUUAGAUAGGACAGAAAUUUUUAUGAAAAAUAUCUCGCAAUUGUACAGUUAUAUGAAAUAUAUGGAUCUAGAUCAUAAUUUAAUCGAAAGAGAAUUUGACGCACUAAUAAAUGAAUUUUCAGCAGUAUUCCAGGAAAUACCACAAGUCCACAUACGGAAUGACAAUGAUAAAGAAAAUUUCAAGCAGGAUUCUGAUCAAAUGAGAGAAUUUGUUACAAAAAUUAGAGAUAAAAUAAUUGAUAUUGGUAGCAUAAUUAAAACAGUUGAAACGUUAAAAAUGUCAAAAAAUCAACCACCGGGUUUCGAAUUCUUCGAGAUAACUUACGAUAAGCUGAUUGAUCCCUUUAUUGAAAUGUCUAGUAAUUUAAGAGGAAACAGACCAUAUGUUAAAAAAAGGUUUUAUAAUAGUAUAGAAGUUGCUUGCAAGCCUUUAACUAGAAAAAUUGAUGAGAAAGGACUUCAAAUUCAACUUUCAAUUUUGGAAAAACUUAGAAAAUCCUCAAAUAUUCUUCGCUUUUAUGGUGUUUCAAAUUUUGAAAACACCCGUAUGUUAGUAAAUGAAUGGGCUGAAUUAGGAACAUUGAAAAAUGUUUAUGAAAAUUAUAAAAUUGAUUUUUACGCAAAGAUAUUUAUAGCUGCAGGAAUUUGUAACGGAUUAAUGUAUUUGCAUUCUUAUUUAGUCCUUCAUCGUGAGAUUAGAUGCGUAAAUAUAUUGAUGACGAAAGACCUCGCACCAAAAAUUUCAAAUUUUGAACAAUCUCAUCUUUCAGGCACUUCCCUAAAUGAUAUCAAUCUAGAAAAUGUUGCCAACAAAUUAUUUAAAGACUAUCAAGAUAUAAUUCGUGGUGCAUGGGAACAAGAACCGAGCUCUAGAUCAUCUUGGGCCCAUAUUUAUCCACGAAUGGUUGAUCUUAAAUCUAAUGUGCCUAAGGAACAUUUUAUAAAACAUAAUCCUUUAACUACUAAAGCAAAUAAACGGGAAAGACGGCCCAGUGUUUCGGAAGAACAAAAUAUAGUCAGUAUACCAUUUGAAAAAUUAACUAAUAUGGAAAGAAUUGAUGAAAAAUCGUACAUUGCAAAAAAGGCGCUCAAUGAAGCCACAGGAGCUCUCGUUGUUUGCAAAGAAUUUGACAAUAAUGAUGGUGAAUUUAUUCGAGAAUUGAAUAUUAUGAAAGGUUUAAAAAAUCAAUAUAUAAUCGAAUUCAUUGGCAUUAGUGAAGAUAAAGAAAAUCAUAUUUAUUAUAUUAUAACGGAGUAUGCAGAAGAAGGUGAUUUAAGGUUCUAUUUAGAAAAAAAUUUUAAGGAACUGGAUUUUAAGAAACAACUACAGUUUGCACUUAAUAUUGCAAGAGGGCUGGAGUAUUUACAUUCUAAAAAAAUUCUUCAUAGGGACUUGCAUGAUAAAAAUAUUGUGAUUUCUCGCGGAAAUGCUAAAAUAAUAGAUUUUGGAAACUCAGUUCAUGCCAACAAUCAAGAGAAUAUUACACUUUUUGGAUUUUUUCCUUUUGUGGCUCCUGAAUUAAUAAGGAACCGAAAUAAUAUUGAAUAUACCUAUAAAAGUGAUAUCUAUAGUCUUGGUGUGAUACUUUGGGAGUUGACCAGUGGUCAUGAACCUUUCAAACAUUCUAAACUUAAUCCUCAAGAUUUAAUAUCGAAGAUUGUUUCUGACAAAUUCAGAGAGAAGGAUGUACGCGGAACCCAUAGAGAUUAUCAUUCACUUUAUAAAAAUUGUUGGGAAGAUGCUCCGAAUAAAAGACCAAAUAUUGAAGAUGUUUUGAAAAACCUAGUGAAAAUAAGCAAUGAAAUGAACGGAAAUCCACCUGGAGAAAAAGAUCCUAAAAUUGACUUGCUCCAAUUCGAAUUUGGUCAGGGUUAUUGUAAUUCUGAAACCAUUUGCAAUACAUUAAAACCUAUAAGAGGUGAAUCUGGCGAAGAGAAAAUGGAUGAUAUUGAAGAAAAAGUUACUGAAAAAAAAUAA